Schistosoma haematobium is the source of this 1554-nucleotide messenger RNA. It is a transcript of the gene SARS2, whose product is annotated as seryl-tRNA synthetase. Gene Ontology annotation, biological process: mitochondrial seryl-tRNA aminoacylation. Lineage: Eukaryota; Metazoa; Platyhelminthes; Trematoda; Strigeidida; Schistosomatidae. Bases 28 to 1422 code for a protein of 464 amino acids. The record is from RefSeq and is a predicted model, not a curated record. Gene Ontology annotation, molecular function: tRNA binding; ATP binding; serine-tRNA ligase activity. The transcript is spliced from 10 exons. Gene Ontology annotation, cellular component: mitochondrion.
GAGGAUCGUCACUAUAUUUAAAAAGAGAUGCAGCUGUCUAGUUACCGAUUUUUCCAUCUAUUCCAUAAAUUGCGUAACCAUUACAAAUUUAAUGAGAUUUCUUGUGUGUAUUUGAAUCAUCACAAUUAUUGUCAACAAUCUAAAUCCUUCCAACCUCAUUUUAAUCUGAAUUUAUUUAACGAUGAAAAGUUCAUUGAAAAUCUACGUGCAAAUUUAACAGCUCGUAAAAGUAACUUAAAUCUUGAUCAUAUGCUGGAUCUUUACAGAAAUUACACUAAAACAAAACAUAAGGAAACACAUGAUGAACUAAUGUCAUUAGUAUGUGAAUUACCAAAUUUUACUCAUCCACUUACUCCGAUUGGUGAUUCGUUCAAAGCACGUCAUAUAUAUAUUCAUGGAUCUAAACGUGAAGAGAGGUGGAAGCUUUUAGAUGUAAUCAAUAUAACUUCAGGUAUACAUCAACCUGUAAUCAAUCAUCAUAAUAUCAACUCUUCCAUAACUACCAAUCCUGAAGGUCAUCUCCGUGUAAAAGAUACAACUAUAGGCGCUGGACACAAGACUUAUUAUUUUACUGGACCAUUAGCACAAUUAGAGUCUGCACUUGUCGCAUAUACCGUGGAUCGUUUGAAAGCAACUGGUUUUGAAUUUGUAUCUGUACCCGAUAUUCUACCUGAACCUGUCAUCAGAGCUUGUGGUUUUCAAACUCAAGGAAUUCGUUCUCAAAUUUAUAAAAUAACCCCACCUGUGUCUAAAUUAACUUAUUGUCUCUCUGGAACAUCUGAAAUGGCAUUAGCUGGAUUUUGUGCUGGUCGGUCUUUUAACUGUACUUCUAAAAAUGACAAAGCAGAUGAAUCAAACCAAUCCUCCGCUCUUGGAUUAUGUUCUGUGAGUCGGUGUUUUCGUAAAGAAGCUCCCAACCAAGAGCCAACGCUUUAUCGAGUACACCAGUUUACUAAAGUAGAAAUGUUUGCCAUUACUGCCCCCUCAUUACCUGUCAGUGACGCAAUGUUCAAUCAAAUUAUCAAAUUGCAAAUAUGUCUAUUCGCUGAUUUAGGUUUACAUUUUAGAGUUCUUGAAAUGCCAUCGGAAGAGCUUGGCGAUUCAGCUUACAGAAAAGUUGAUAUUGAGGCCUGGAUGCCAGGAGAUCAAAUAUACGGAGAGAUUUCUAGUUCAUCAAUCUGUCUCGAUUAUCAAUCAAAACGUUUAAAUAUUCAAUGGCAAACAUCUAGUAACCAAAAUGAAUUUGCUUAUACAUUAAACGGAACUGCCUGUGCAAUCCCACGUAUAAUGAAAGCCCUAAUAGAGACUCACCAGACUCAAGAUAAGCAUAUUAUCGUCCCACAUGUUUUACUACCUUAUAUGAAAAUGGGAAAUCUUUAUCCAGCAUUUCAACUUAAACGUGUUCCCAGCCAGAAACUAUGAAAACAAUUUUUUAAAUGUGUAAUAAUAUUUUUAUUUACUUAUUUCUGUAUAAAAUUAAUACUUUAUGAAUGUACAUUAUAUAGUUCGUGUGAAUGUUAAAUUUGUUUUCCCAAUAAAAGUACGUCAAAUUGA